This is a messenger RNA of Carassius auratus (goldfish), 2168 nucleotides long. It is a transcript of the gene hspa14, whose product is annotated as heat shock protein 14. Lineage: Eukaryota; Metazoa; Chordata; Actinopteri; Cypriniformes; Cyprinidae. Gene Ontology annotation, molecular function: ATP binding; ATP-dependent protein folding chaperone. Bases 29 to 1543 code for a protein of 504 amino acids. The record is from RefSeq and is a predicted model, not a curated record. The transcript is spliced from 14 exons.
CCUGCUUCCGGUAGAAUUCUUCGGAAACAUGGCUGCCAUCGGGGUGCACUUUGGAUACACAUGUGCUUGUGUUGCCGUAUUUAAGGAUGGGCGAGCAGAUGUUGUAGCAAAUGAUGCAGGAGACAGAGUCACUCCAGCUGUGGUCGCAUACAGAGACACUGAACAGAUUGUGGGAAUCGCUGCCAAGCAGGGCAGAAUACGAAAUGCCACCAAUACAGUUGUCAAAGUGAAGCAGAUCCUGGGCAGACACUAUGAUGACCCAGAUGCUCAGGCACACAGAGAAGAAAGUAAAUGCAUUGUUGUCAACAAGAGUGGCCUGCCCAGAUAUGAAAUCGACACAGGAGAAACUACCAAGUAUGUCUCACCUGAAGAUGUAGCUAAAUUGAUCUUCCAUAAAAUGAAAGAGACGGCCCAGUCGGCCUUGGGUUCAGAUGUGAAAGAUGCUGUCAUAACAGUGCCUUUUGAGUUCGGAGAGAUGCAGAAGAAUGCACUCAGGCAAGCUGCAGAAAGUGCCGGGUUCAAUGUGCUGAGGCUGAUCCACGAACCCUCCGCUGCUCUUCUAGCGUAUGGAAUCGGGCAGGACUCACCGCUGGGAAAAAGUCAUGUGCUGGUGUACAAACUCGGAGGCACGUCGCUCAGCGUCACCGUCCUGGAGGUGAACAGCGGAAUGUACCGGGUCCUGGCCACACAGACGGAUCACAGGACCGGAGGAGAGAGCUUCACAUAUGAGCUCGCACAGCACCUCGCUGCAGAGUUCAAAAAGACUUUUAAACAGGGUGUGUCGGGUAACCCCAGGGCGAUGCUAAAGCUCAUGAAUAGCGCUGAUGUGGCCAAACACACUCUCUCCACCCUGGGCAGUGCAAACUGCUUUGUGGACUCACUCUAUGAUGGCAUGGAUUUCGAGUGCAAUGUCUCUCGAGCCCGAUUCGAGCUAAUAUGCUCCAGCCUCUUUAAUAAGAGCAUUCAGCCAAUUAAAAGUCUUCUCGAGCAAGUAAACCUGUCCACCUCUGACAUCAACAAGGUGGUUUUAUGUGGAGGAUCAGCUCGUAUCCCGAAGUUGCAGCAGAUGAUCAGGGAUUUGUUCCCAGACGUGGAGCUGCUGAACUCCAUCCCUCCGGAUGAGGUGAUUCCGGUCGGCGCUGCCAUGCAGGCGGGCAUCCUGGUGGGAAAAGACAGCCUGGCACUCGGAGAAGAUUCCAUCACUGUGGACUGUUGUGCCAGCGACAUCACGGUUAAGGAAGUGGAUGACUCUGGAGAGGAGGUUUUCACAGUUUUGUUUCCAUCUGGCACACCUCUCCCUGCCCGCCGCCAGCACACACUACAGGGUCCUGGCAGUCUGUCGUCAGUGAGUCUGGAGCUGUACCAAGCACAGCGACCCAUCGCACAGAUGGUACUUAGAGACUUGGAACCUAAAGAGGAGCUGCAUGAUAUUGUCACAGUGCUGACAAUGAAGAGGGAUGGUUCACUGCAUGUUACGUGCACAGAGCAGGGCAGCGGCAGAUCUGAAGCCAUUACAAUAGAAACGGCUGCUGCAGCAUCUUAACCUUGAAUCCCGCUGUCAACAUAAUUCCAUACAGUAACCUAAACACCUGCAUCUCAUGCUGUUUGUGGUUUUAUACUGCUCUAGAUUCCUCUAGACCUUAACUGAAGCAAACAAAUUCAAGUUCUUGUUGAGUUAAAGGAGUAGCUCAUCCUAAAAGCAAAGUUACUCACUUGCCCUCAUGUUGUUCCAAACCUGUCGCUUUUCUUUGGAAGAAUUAUUAUACAGCUUUAGCCAUACAACAACCAUUCAUAGUGACAGAAGAAGAAAACAAGUAGUUCUUGGUCUUGUUGGGAGCUUGGGAAAAAAAAUUAUAUGGGUUUAGAAUAUCAUGAAGGUGUGUAAAGAAAAUAAUAAAAAAUUCAGUUUUCCUUUUUUGUGUGAAUUAUUCAUUUAAAUUAAUAUCCAGGUUUAAUUGAAUACUCCCUUUUGCAUUUUUCUUUUAAAACAUAAGUCAUCUUAAACCUGUUGUCUGUGACCAGCAGGUUUACUGUAGUUGUUAUUACCAUGUGCCUUCAUGUACCUGCAUCACAUAAAUGAAUACUUAUGUAACAAGCAAAAUAACUGGAAGAAAGUAAGGAAGCCUGUGGCAUUCACUGAUACCAUUAAAGCAUGAACAACCUCAUCA